Pseudogymnoascus destructans is the source of this 2449-nucleotide messenger RNA. RefSeq lists its product as uncharacterized. The coding region runs from base 1304 to 2359 and encodes 351 amino acids. The transcript has a single exon. The record is from RefSeq and is a predicted model, not a curated record. NCBI's taxonomy places the organism in Eukaryota, Fungi, Ascomycota, Leotiomycetes, Thelebolales, Thelebolaceae.
AGACGCGCUCCCGGUGGUACUCCUUCUGUCAGCACAUCAUCUACCUCAGAUCACGUCACUGUCGGUACCGUGGCACGCAACAUUGUCGCCGAACUUCGUCUGAGGAGGUGAUCAAUGACUUUUGCCCGGAUUGCUGGGAGAGGAUGCAGUGAGGGGGUGGGAAGGACAUCGCGGGAGCUCUCUGUGCCGCUGGACGGUAUGCAGAUGUUUGGAUAGUGUCUCCAGUGUAAGAAAAUAUAUUUAUGUCCUAUAUGUGAGAGAUUGACUUGUGGCAGUAGAUCGUGUUUGCAUCGUCUCGCUUCUCUUAACGAAAAAAGGGGGGCGGCGCAUGUGAUACCAAAAUAAAUGUAAACAAAUGCCCUCCCAGAUGACUUUCUCAACUAAUUCAUUAAAGAUAUUGCAUAUAGGGCCAUACACGUAAGGUCUCUCUGGAUAUUCAAAGAAAACGUCAUACUGUAAAAAAUGGGGUCGCUUGUGAAAAACUGCAAAAGACUUGUCAAAUCUCGGCGUUUAUGAGAUUUGAUAAGGAGAAAAUCACUUGAUUUUACUUUCGAUGUUUGUGAUAAGGAUAUUUAUUUGUUUAUUAUUUAUUUGUCGUUUGAUUGCUGGGAGUCGAAUUCGUAACCUCUAUAUCCAUUCCAAACCCUGGCCAGAUUGUCCUGACAGUGGUACUCCCACUGCGCCACUGUGCCGCUUGAUUUGAAGAUGGCUAAAGUUGGGUUAUAAGGGUGAGGAGGCGGGCCUGGGUUUACCAUGACAUCUUGGGGGGUUCCACCUAACAAGGCUGCACUGAGCGUAUGCCUGGGACGACAACAAAGGAGCCUUUGUCUGUAUGGGAUGUUAUGAGGCUUUCAUAAACAUUGCAGAGAGUAUGAAACUUCGAAACACGCUCACUUCAAAGCAACACCAUUGCCUUCAUAGGUGUCAGAGUAUCCAGUCUGCCACAAACAAGCCAGCCUGAAAACCCAACCUUCCACAGACUGAUCAGUCUCAGACAAUACCGUUGUCUGAUCAAAGUGAUGAACAUCUUCUUACAAUGAACUUCCAUUGCAUAGACUCAACCUCUGACAACAAUGUUUAAGAUCCUUGAAACAACCCCUUUAUGCAGAACAGACGCAUACAAUAGCCAUCGAGGUAUAAGUAUGCCGCCAUCGACCGAGAUCACGGCUCAGUCAGAUCAUCUCUUCAGUUCAUUUCCCCAGCGUAUCUCAACAGCACAAUACUCUCAUCUUAUCACCAAAAUCACCACAAAAACAAAUCGGCAGACAAGAUUCCAGCAAGCAAGUUGACCUUCUUGCCCACCAUGCCUGCCGCAUUUACAUUUGGGAUAGAGGUGGAGUACCUCGUGCCUUUCAUCUACACCGGUGACAUAGAUCCCGAGCCAAAGGAUAGGCGCACCAUAGAUAGAACGCCCCCAAACACCAACGACUUCAGUGAUGCAACCGGCAUCGUAAUCGACAAUCGCGUCUACGACCGCGUGCGCAGGACUCUCCGGGAUGUCGGCCUACCAGCAGCGGUGAUGCCCGAGUUGCCCAUCGGGUCCCUCCCAACCCAGUGGGAGCCGGUAAGGGACGAAUCGCUCGUGGAAGACGACGACAUGGCAGAUCUAUACGGAAACUGCUUUGUCCCGCUCGAGAUUCGCUCUCCCGUCCUCAGCGCCGACAGAGCCGGCUUCCGAGCUGUCAGGUUAGCCAUCGAUGCCCUGGUAUCUAAGCACCGCUUACUUAUCACAGACACUUGCGGCUACCACGUCCACGUCGGCAAGGGCAAAGAGGGCUUCAGCCUGCCGGCCCUCAAGAACAUCGCUGCCUUCCUCUGGGUCUUUGGGCCCCAGCUCGGCACCUUGCAUCCGCCAUAUCGCCAUACUAUCGGCUACGCAUCAUCGAUGCGGAAGAGAUCCAAUAUCUCGCACCAUGCAGAGGACCUGCGCGAGGGCAUCCGCGAGAUCUACGCGGCGAAGACAGCACGCCGGCUGGUCUACCUGAUCCACUGGACGGACCCCGACGAGAAGUUCGAGAGCGACGACGUCUUCAUCCGCAACAUGGCGUAUAACUUCGUCAACAUCGUGCACGAGGAGGGCAAGAAGACGAUUGAGUUCAGGCAGUUCUGCAGUACGACGGAUAGCUUGCAUGUCAAGAUGUGGGCGGAGGUGUGCACGGGUAUCGUUAUGGCUUGUUCGGAGAGAAGUGAGGCGGAGUGGAGUGCUUUCUUGUACGACGCUGCUGCGACGGAGGAGAGUAGGCCUAAGGUGGUCUUGAAUAUUGCACAGCUGCUUAGCAGGAUUGGGUUGGGCGACCAGGCGAAUUGGGCGCAGCAGCGCAGUCAGGAGUUGGGGUAUCGGAUAUGCUCGAUCCAGUAAGCGAAAGGUAAGCUUUGUGUGCAUGAUGGUGCCCAGGGUUGCCGACGAGGGUAGGUAUCAAGGGUAAGUGAGAGUGUUUCUUUUUGCCAG